AUGUCUGUCCAGAACAAUGCUAGGUUCGACUUUAUCAUUGUUGGUGGUGGUACUGCCGGCAACGUUGUUGCUGGCCGCUUGGCCGAGAACCCCAACGCUAAGAUCUUGAUUGUUGAAGCCGGUGUUGCCAACUCGAAAGACAUCGAGGAGAUCAGAACCCCUUCGGAAGCUAUGGAGCUCCGUAACAGCCAGUAUGACUGGGCCUACAAGUCAACCAUGAUCAAGCGAGACGACUAUGAACGUGUUGAGAAGCCCAACACCCGGGGUAAGGCCCUUGGUGGUAGUUCGUCCCUGAACUACUUCACCUGGGUUCCUGGAUCCAAGGGUACCUUUGAUAUGUGGGAAGAAUAUGGUGGGAAGGAAUGGACUUGGGACUCACUUGUUCCCUACUUGCGGAAGAGCGCGACCUACCAUGACGAUGAGAAGGCCUACUCGCCAGACCUGAAAAAGAUCGGACAAAACGGCCCUAUUCCGAUUUCCCACUCCGAGCUCAUUCCGGAGAUGAAGCCUUUCCGUGACCUCCUCACUACUGCAUGGAAGUCCACUGGUCAGCCAAUCAACGAAGACAUUUUCGACGGUCAAAUGGUUGGCCUAACCCACAGUGUAAACUCGAUUUACAAGGGUCGCCGCUCGGGAAGUUUCCUUUGUGUCACCGACAAGCCAAAUAUCACUAUCCUUCCCCAGGUGCACUCGAAAAAGCUUAUCAUCGACGAUGCUGAUAAGGUCUGUAAGGGUGUGACUGUCAUCACGGGCUCUGGCCAGGAGCUCAACUUCUAUGCUACGCGUGAAGUCGUUGUCUCCCAAGGCGUCUUCGAGUCUCCUAAGCUACUGAUGCUUAGCGGCAUCGGACCUGCCGCCGAGCUUAAGAAGCACGGCAUCCCGGUGAUUAUCGACAACCUUCACGUGGGUCAGCAUCUCCUAGAUCACCCUGGCGUUCCUUUCGUCCUUCGCGUGAAGGACGGCUUCGGUAUGGAUAACCACGUCCUACGCAAGGGAACCACCCAGAACAACCAGGCUGUCCAAGCCUACCAGAACAACCACGGCGGACCAUUAGGCUCCGGGUUCCUCGAAAUGGUCGGAUUCCCCAGGAUCGAUAAGUACUUAGAAAAGGACCCCCAGUACCGUCUGGCCAAAUCCUCGAACGGCAACAAGGACCCAUUCUGCCCGUACGGCCAGCCUCACUUCGAGCUUGACUUCGUCUGUCUCUUCGGCAGCGCGUUCCAGUGGCAUUACCCCACACCAAGCAAGGGAGAUUACAUCACUGUUAUGGUUGAUCUUGUCCGCCCCGUCUCUGAACCCGGUGAGGUCACCCUCAACAGCGCCGACCCGCUACAGCAACCCAAUAUCAACCUUAACUACUUUAACAAUGACCUCGACAUUAUCGCUAUGCGCGAGGGUAUUAGAUAUGCCUACGAUGUCUUGAAGAACGGGGAGGGCUUUAAGGAUAUCAUAGAGAGCGAGUACCCCUGGGAGAUGCCGCUGCACGACGACAAGCUCAUGAAGAGAGCUGUGCUAGACCGCUCCCAGACCUCCUUCCACCCUUGCGGUACUGCCCGUCUCUCUAAGAGCAUCCAGCAGGGUGUGGUUGACCACAACCUCAAGGUCCACGGCGUUAAGAAUCUCCGUGUGAUUGACGCAUCCGUCAUCCCUGUCAUUCCCGACUGCCGGAUCCAAAACUCCGUGUACAUGGUUGGUGAGAAGGGUGCCGAUGCCAUCAAGCGUGACCACGUCGACUUCUACAAAUCUAGUUAG
Molecule: messenger RNA, 1752 nt
Organism: Penicillium canescens
Lineage: Eukaryota; Fungi; Ascomycota; Eurotiomycetes; Eurotiales; Aspergillaceae
Product: GMC family oxidoreductase
Exons: 1
Coding region: 1-1752 (583 amino acids)
Molecular function (GO): flavin adenine dinucleotide binding; oxidoreductase activity, acting on CH-OH group of donors
Source: RefSeq, a predicted model, not a curated record